Molecule: messenger RNA, 675 nt
Organism: Arabis nemorensis
Lineage: Eukaryota; Viridiplantae; Streptophyta; Magnoliopsida; Brassicales; Brassicaceae
Source: the annotation of a GenBank genome assembly
AUGCACAACAAGGUCGACCCUUUACCGGUCCGUUCUGACCCAUCAACCCAACCCAUGGCGCGACACCACUCCGCGAGCUACAUCGUUCAUCGGGUCAAAGAAAGUCUCACGACACGAGUCUCCAAACUUAUAUGUGCCAUUUGCUUAUCUCUUUUGCUAUGUUUAGGCAUUAUCACUUUCAUCUUAUGGAUCAGUCUACGACCACACCGACCGCGUUUCCAUAUCCGCGGGUUCUCGGUCUCGGGCCUCGACCAACCAGAAGGGUUCGAGACGUCUCAUAUAAGCUUCAAGGUAACGGCUCAUAACCCGAACCAAAACGUUGGUGUUUACUACGACUCCAUGGAAGGAUCCGUUUACUUCAAAGGAAAACGGGUUGGGUCGACUAAACUCACUCACCCGUUUUACCAAGGCCCAAAGAACACGAGCUUGAUCGAAGGAGCCAUACAUGGGCCCACAAUGGCGGUGAAUAAGGACCGCUGGAUGGAGAUGGAACGAGACAAGAAUCAAGGGAAGGUAGAGUUUCGUUUGGAGGUUGUGUCUCUCAUUCGAUUUAAGGUGUACACAUGGCACAGUAAGAGCCAUAGGAUGUACGCAAACUGUUAUAUUGAGGUCGGUCGAGAUGGCAUGUUGUUGAGUGGGACCAAAGACAAGAGAUGUCCGGUCUAUUUCAGUUGA